Molecule: messenger RNA, 3154 nt
Organism: Bubalus bubalis (water buffalo)
Lineage: Eukaryota; Metazoa; Chordata; Mammalia; Artiodactyla; Bovidae
Gene: SLC18B1
Product: solute carrier family 18 member B1
Exons: 15
Coding region: 1171-2478 (435 amino acids)
Biological process (GO): transmembrane transport
Molecular function (GO): transmembrane transporter activity
Source: RefSeq, a predicted model, not a curated record
UGCCAUUUCCUUCUCCAGGGGGCCUUCCCCACCCAGGGAUGGAUCACACGUCUCCUGCAUUACAGAAAGAAAAUGGACAAGACAUGAGUAUUUGUGGACAGGACAGGUCUUGGCUGUUGGUGGAUAACAGGCUGAGCCUUAAAAAAAAAAAAAAAAAGUCAUUGCUCCGCCCCCUCUCCGCCCCGCCCCGCCUCCGGGAGCUCCUCGCUGUUGUCCAGGUCUGCGUAGAAUUCUGAGGCGCGCUGUCCUUAGGCAAUCAGGGAUGUCUAGGCCGCGCUGAGAGGUGGCCGUCUGCGCUUCUGCUCGUUCGAGGUCGAGUCCCAGGGGCUUGGACCCGGGAGCCGAGGCGCCGGAGACCGCCUAUGGACUCACCGGGAGACCCCGAAGGCCCACGCCCCCCAGGAGGUGAUCUUCCUGAGCCAGGGAUCGAACCACAUCUCCUGCUUGGCAGGCAGCUUCUUUGCCACUGAGCCACCUUAAUAAACCACUAACAGGAAGUGAUUAAAACAUGAUUGAGUCCAUGUAGCAUAUGAAGCUAGUAACCUGUGAAUGUGGACUUCCCUGGCGGCUCUGACAGUAAAGGAUCCACCUGCAAUGAAGUAGACCCGGGUUUGAUCCCUGGGUCGGGAAGAUCCCCUUGGAGAAGAGAAUGGCUGUCCACUCCAGGAUUCUUGCCUGGAGAAUUCCAUGGACAGAGGAACCUGGCGGGCUACAAUCCAAGGGGUCCCAAAGAAUUGGACACAACUGGGUGAGUAACACUUUCACUUUUCAACCUGAGAAAGUACAUUACUUCAGAGGACAGUACCAUUUGGAGAGCACCCUGUGACCUCAUCAUUCUUAAAAGAAUCUAUUAAAGGUAAAACAAAUAAGCCUUAAGGUGAAGGCAAAACAAAGCAGAUGGUUUGAUAAAUUCUGCACUGAAAUUCUAAUAGGGAAUAGUAAUGUAAACGAAAGUGAUAUGUUUUGAAAAUUGCAGUGAUAUACAAGGGUUGUGUUACAUUAGACCAAAUAUGCUAUAUUCAAAAUAGCCUUUAGCUCAGCAAAUAUUAGCUUCAGAGUACAUUGUCUGUACACAGAAAUGACAUUUCUGUACUUUGAUCAGUAGCCCCAAUUACCUGUAUUUAAUUGCAGCCUAUUUGCUUUCAAGGUGAUGGCCCUCCAGGAGGUGCAAUGGAGACAUCCAGGCGGCUUUCAAGAGAACAGAUUUUUGUACUGAUAUCAGCAGCUUCCAUUAACUUAGGUUCCAUGAUGUGCUAUUCUAUCCUUGGACCCUUUUUCCCCAAGGAGGCUGAAAAGAAAGGAGCCAGCAAUACAGUUAUUGGUACGAUCUUUGGAUGUUAUGCUUUGUUUGACUUUCUGGCAUCUUUGGUAUUUGGAAAAUAUCUUGUACAUAUUGGAGCAAAAUUUAUGUUUGUAGCAGGAAUGUUUGUCUCAGGAGCAGUUACAGUUCUCUUUGGUCUCUUGGACCAAGUUCCAGAAGGACCAGUGUUUAUUGCUAUGUGUUUUCUACUGAGAAUAACUGAUGCAAUAAGUUUCGAGGCAGCAAUAACUGCCUCUUCUUCUAUCGUUGCAAAGGCUUUUCCAAACAAUGUGGCUACAGUAUUAGGAAGUCUUGAGACUUUCUCUGGACUGGGACUAGUGCUGGGGCCUCCUUUGGGUGGCUUUUUGUAUCAGUCCUUUGGCUAUGAGGUGCCUUUCAUUUUUCUGGGAUGCAUAGUUCUGCUGAUGGUUCCCCUCAACAUGUGUAUUUUACCCAAUUAUGAGUCUGAUAAAGGGAAACACUCAUUCUGGAAACUCAUCACUUUACCCAAGGUUGCCUUUUUAUCCUUUGUCAUCACCUCAUUCAGCUCCUGUUUUGGCUUCCUUGAUCCUACACUGUCCCUCUUUGUUUUGGAGAAGUUUAAUUUACCAGCUGGAUAUGUGGGACUGGUAUUCCUGGGUUUGGCAUUAUCCUAUGCCAUUUCUUCACCACUGGUGGGCCUACUCAGUGAUAAAAUGCCACACCUGAGGAAAUGGCUUCUGAUUUUUGGAAACGUAACCUUAGCAGGUUGCUAUAUGCUCUUAGGACCUGCCCCAUUCUUGCACAUUAAGAGUCAGCUCUGGUUGUUGGUGCUGAUAUUAGUCAUAAAUGGUAUCUCUGCUGGAAUUGGCUUGAUUCCAACUUUCCCAGAGAUUCUCAGUUGUGCACAUGAAAAUGGAUUUGAAGAAGGAUUAAGUACCCUGGGACUUGUGUCAGGUCUCUUUGGUGCAAUGUGGUCAGUUGGUGCUUUUGUAGGACCAACGCUGGGGGGAUUUCUCUAUGAGAAAAUUGGUUUCGAGUGGGCAGCUGCUCUACAGGGUCUCUGGGCUCUGACAAGUGGACUAGCGAUGGGCUUGUUUUAUCUGUUGGAGCACUUGAGGAGAAGGAGGAGAUCUGAACUUCAAAAUAUCCUUGGCACAGAGGAGGAACGGACUGCUCUCUUGUCUGAUGAAAGGUAGCCUUAGGAAUUUCAACCAGUACAGGACUGGAAGAUGGAUGCUCCUGGCCUUGAACAUUAGUGUUUGACUUUCUUAAUUUUUACGCACAAAACUCCGUGGACUCCACACAAGCAUCCUGGAAAUGUUAACAUAGUUUUGGGUGAUCCUGUGUUGGGCUACACAUCCUGUCGUCCUGAAGAACUGGCCUACUGAACAGUCAUAUUUGAAAUCGUAAAGAUGAGAGGAUUCAUUGAAAAUGAACAGAAGUUUGUGGUUUUGAGUGGCUAGACUUGGAUUGAAGAUGUGUUGACUCUAGGUGUCCUGUUUCAUCUGUUUACUUUAUUGAGUGCACUGAUUCUGUGAAUGUACCUUUUUUAUUAACAGGAAAAGAAAUGAAUUUAUUUGACAUGCCUAUAGGUAAUGUAAAGAUAACUCAAAAUAUACAGAAAAAUUACUGUGAAAUCAGUUUUUAAAGUAGUUGCUUUCUCUGUGUCCUGAGUUUUUAUUUGUUUGUUUUUGUUCAAAAAGCAAUUUCCAGCCUAUGGUAUAAAAACUCUAUUGUAUAUCAUGGCCAUCAGCUCUUCUAAAAAUUUUGUUUGUGUGAAAGAUACAAGAAUAAUAUUACUUAGCACUUCCAAUUUUGUAACAUACUGUGAAUUAGGAUCUUGACUUAUAAAUAAUGCUUGGUUUAAUGUUA